AUGGAGAUGCUCGUUUUGGCCCUCGCUUGGCUUGGAGGCAUCAACGCCGCCACCGCCAAUUCGCAAAGUGAAGGUGCCAAUUUAACCCAAGAGAACCACAGCGUCCAGUGCUUUACUUACCUAUCGACAUAUCUGGCCCCUGUUCGCUCACGAGUUCAGUCCCCCAUACCUACAUUUGAGAAGGAUGACGGGAGAAACACCCAGACGACAUUUUACACAAGUAGCGUCAGGAACAUUCGAGACUCUUAA
Fusarium keratoplasticum is the source of this 249-nucleotide messenger RNA. RefSeq lists its product as uncharacterized. NCBI's taxonomy places the organism in Eukaryota, Fungi, Ascomycota, Sordariomycetes, Hypocreales, Nectriaceae. Bases 1 to 249 code for a protein of 82 amino acids. The transcript is spliced from 3 exons. The record is from RefSeq and is a predicted model, not a curated record.